This is a messenger RNA of Rhipicephalus sanguineus (brown dog tick), 5225 nucleotides long. RefSeq lists its product as uncharacterized. The transcript has 5 exons. Bases 510 to 1895 code for a protein of 461 amino acids. Lineage: Eukaryota; Metazoa; Arthropoda; Arachnida; Ixodida; Ixodidae. The record is from RefSeq and is a predicted model, not a curated record.
UUUUGGUUGUGAUUACUUGACAGGUGCAGAGAGUCGUUUUGAGGCGUGCGUUAUGCGCGAGUCGCCGUCGCGAGCUGCUACAACAACGCCAGUGGAAAAAGAGCGUCGAGAGAAGCAUGGCGCACUGCUCGCGCCCAUGUGUGUGUAAACAAGGAGCUCGGCGCGGUUGCUUCCCGGAGAGCUGAGAAAGCAUCCUCGAGCGGUGCUCACGCUAACGACGUAUGUAGUACGUAGCAGCAGCGUGGUUUUGCGUGGUGCUGUGUUUGACCACAGUGGAGCGAGGGAGCGUGCGAAUCCAAACCACCAGCGGAGCUUCUCCGCGCGCUCCUCGUGGAAAAACGGAGGCGAGUUUCCGAGCUAUCGUUUUCCUUAACCUCCCCGAUCCAUCGCAGGACUGUGCUCGCGCUUUCGCGAUCCCAAAUGGUAAUCGACGGUGCUUCGGCGCGCAUCGUGGUUAGCACCAUCUCCCGUGCCCCUUGUGGCGUCGUCACCAGUGGUCAUCAUCGGACAUGGAAACCCCGAACGGCAACGCCAGCUGUGCUCGCGUCGACACCACGGCCGUGUUUUUGGACGUGUUCGGCGAUAGGACAGAGUUCUCGACUUUCGACGAGUUCAGCGAGCUGUUCGUGCGCUUCGAGAAGAAGUCGCGAUACAUAUUCCGCGUGAAGAACUCGAGCAGCGUGGAAGCGGAGAAUCGACGCAGGAAGGACAAGAUCGACGCUGCCAUCAAGUACUCCGGACUGGUGCUGUGCUGCGUGAACUGCGGAGACGCCAGCAAGACCCUCAAGAGGGUCCAAGAAGGGGACACAAGGCAGCUGUGUGACGCGCAUAUCUACCUGCGCUACCGGUCAUCGUCGCGCAAACUCGCCAUCAUCUCCUCAUCAUUCGUGCACAAUCAUCAAAGCCAGGCUGGCAAUGGCUGUUUCCAUCGCAAGCAGUCCGUCACUGAGCGCAUUGGCAAGCCUCGGGACGGGCGGCGCAAGUUCGUCCGUGCGGGCGACCGCAUGGGCAAGCUCACGCGCCCCAUCCUGCCCGCACCAGCCUUCGAGCAUCUUGUCAAGGGCUCCAACGAACUCACCAUCAUUCCGUUGGGCGCCGGCGGUCUUGGGGGCCACCCCGACCUGCCGCCACCCCUCAUGCUGCACAAUCACCACGCGGAGGACCAUGCCAUGUGCCCCCAGGCCCACCCUGCGUUGAUGUCGCCUGCGCAGCUGCUGCUCCCGCCGGGGCUCCGCUCGCCCGACAACAACCUCUUGCUGUUUCCCCGGGGACCGAUGAAGAUGGAUGUGCCAGUCAUGGACGGCUUCUGCCGCGACGUCAAGCGUCUCCGCGAAGAUGCCGUCGGCAUGGGGACACUCAAGGAGAACUUUCAUGUGCAAGAGAAGUCUGGUGAAAUCAGUGUGUGUUUCAGAAUCCCGCCGUACGGCUACAAGGCCGACAUGGGCCGCAUCUUCGAGCCCGAGUGCAUCCUGCAGUGCUACGAGGACGAGCACCACGGCAACAGCACAGCCAAGAUGGAGGAGGAGGAAGAGGAAGAGGACGACGAGAGAGCAGACAGUGAAGAAGCCGAGUGCAUGGCCACGGACCUCUCCAUCCGGUCGCGUGGCAAUGAUGACCGGAUAGAGAGCGACUUCAAGAUGCCGGCGGCGGCGCCCACGGUGGCGACAACGCCCCCCGCCGAGGUGCCUGAAAACCUCUCGCUGGCGGCCAUGAGGGCGGUGGCCAACGCCUCGCGUGAGUACACGGUCACCUGGAAGGAGCUGGAGCCGCUGUUCCGCUUCUGCAGCCGCUGUGGCGCUCCCGUCGAGAAGACGCGCCACUCGCUGCACAGCGUGCUCAGCGUCUCCGCUGUCUGCCAGAGGGGCCAUGGGGUGUUCUGGACAUCGAGGUCGUGACCGCCCAUCCGGGCUCGGAGUGAUCGGGGUGGUCGCCGCCGCAGAGCUCGCGGCGCCGCCCCGUAUGAUCUGGGAACAAGGAGGCCUCCUGCGGAGGCCAUCUCGCGGAGCCCUUCUCGCGGGCUCGGGGACCUUAUUCUUUCCCUUCUCUCUUUCUUCUUACUUUCACCUUGCGUUGCUGUGAGCUUUGAGCUCUUGUGUUUUCGUACUGCCUGUGAGUACGGUGACUCAGCAGAUGCAUGGGGCGUGGAAAGGUCGUGGAGCUGAGACGUGGGCGCCGCUCGUGUGCGUGUGAGCACUGCCAAGGCCCUGCUUGUAAACGGCAGUCCGCCGCCACUUUGUGAUCCUUUUUCCUCGUCGGUUUGAUGCCUGCUUUGCCGCGUGGUAUUUUUUAACAAAUACUGUGUGAAGUGGUGUGCUGCUGUUUUAGCGUCUGUUUUCUUUUCCCCACUUUUUUCGAUAUUUUUAAACAUUUAUCUUCCCUAUUUUAGCUCACUUCCUUUUGCCCCCUCCGCAUCUGUUGGGUCACCGUACAGACUGUCCCGCAUUGCUCAAUGUGAGGACGGGCCAGUUUGGCCGACCCGUGUGUUCAAGGCCGCGUCUUCGAGACCGGCCCAAGAAGAUGGACAACCAUCUAUGCGUGGCAUCCGUGUUUCUUUUCAUGGCACCGAGAGCUGGCUCUUCGAAGAGUCCUGGACUCUUAAUGUGUUUGCCACUACUGUUGUGGUCUACGGGCUAUUUCAAUUCAACGAUGGGCCCAAGCUUGAGAAGGUCGAAGGUCAUUUGGUGCGUUGGACCAAGGGAGUCAAGGCCUUUGACAGACUGAGUCGAUUUUUAAUAUAAUUUUUUUUGGUCAGGGAGUAGAAAGUGAACGUUUUAUCUUCUGUGUUCGCGUGGCCCAUCUGGAUGGGCAUUUGUGGCUAAGGUCAUGUUCAAGGUCGAGGUCGGCCUAUCUUUCGGAGUCAAGGUUGGUGUUCUGCUCGUGUGUCGUUGUGUGUUAAAGAAAGUGUUCGAAGUCUGUGGGCAUCCCAGUGUUGUGUUUUCAUGCAUCUGUGAAAGUGGGCCCCUGGUGAUGAGAAACUGCGUUGUGCCAAUGAUAGGGUAACGGUUUGGAAUGUUGGCGGCGGCAGUCUUUCUGACUAGCCGUGGGCCGGGCCGUGACCUUGGAACUUUUUGCUGAUCUUGCGGUUGUGUUCAAAUCGUAAAACAACAAACUCGUCUUCGUCUCCGUGCUUUGAAUUGGGGCACGGACCCGUGCCUCGUACUACGUCGUAAAGGUCUAUUCACUGCUCACUUCUGUCCUGAGAGACAUUUUUAUCUCGGUCGCAUCGUUUAAACAUCACUCUCUCCUACCGGACUGUUCUCUUUGUUGACACCAUGGUGCUGCUGUUUUAAGGCUAGUAAAUCUAGCUUUCGCAAGCGCGGUCUGUCGCAGGUCCCUCGCUUGACGCAAUCGCAAGAGUGAAGCUUGCUAGACGUGCUCGUGCCUGACAAGGAUUUCUUAGCUAAUGGAAGCAACGUGCCAGUGUACAGCUCAGUUUUAGGUUCAGAACGAAAUGUGAAACCCUGAAAUGUACAAUCAUCUGUUAGAUGAUUAGUAAGUUACGAGGUUGAGAAGGAGACAAAAGGAUCAGGGAGGUGGUGAUCGCAUCUACAUAACACACAUUGUUGCCAUAAUGUUGGGACAACGUUCGCAGCAAUGCAACGACAAUUGGUGCUACUAGGAACCUAGCCUUACUGAUGAAAGUAUCGGAAAAGGAUUGUAGUAUGGCUUUCGAAAUGGCAUGUUAUUCGGAACGUUAGCCUGAAAUGCUGCGAAUGGCUGUGAACAGUUUGGCGGGGCAUUUAAAGCGGUGGCUUAAGUUUUGUUCGGACGGAUAAAUGGCCUUAUUAAACCAGUGCCUUUUGAUUUUUCUCUCGCGGCUAACUUUACCUGCUGAGACCACGUUGCCUUUCGGCUGUUCAGCCACUAACAAAGUGCCAAAAAGAUUCUAGUUGUUGGUAAAUGACUGGUUAGCGUUCUUGGUGAUCGAUUGGUGGGGUGUAAUGGCCCAAGGUAAUUCCGGAGGCUGUAAGAGGUGCCCGUUCUCGCUGAAUCCUCGGCGAAUGGCUUUGAUUGCGAGCCGGUGGCAUUUGUUGAUUCUGAAGGGCGCACAUAUGCCAACGGUUAUUGACUAGCGUUGCUCAAAUAUGCGACCAAUUGGUUGAUUAUCUCCAACAGGAUUCAUCCUGAACGAUGUGGCAAAACUGUGUCAUUUCACAAUAAGCCGGAAGUUGGAAAUCGUGCUAAACUUUUCAACAAGCAACUAGAUGAAAAUUUAGCUAACAUGUGCUGCCGCGAUCAACGAGAGCUCACUUGAACGUUAUGCUCUGCACUUACGUGAGAAUGUGACACAGGUGAGAAGUGGGCCCACUAAAAGUGGCUGGAUCACCCUUUUCAUGCAGAAUACAAUUAAAUUGAUAGCUCUCCUGUGACCUAAUGUUCAUGCAAGAAAUCUGCGCUUCAUUAUAUGUAUGGACUUUCAGGGAACGCGACAGACCGUGCUUGUGAAUAUUACUACAUUUUACAACGCAUUAACAUUUGUAGCAAGGCAUGUGUGUGUGCUCACGACAUGUAGUUAGAUUGGCAGGCUGCUUGAGCUUUCUACUUCUUUUGCUUCCCGGUAGUUGCAGGUAGCACGAAUGUGCAAACGCAUAAUUGCAAACAUAAGUGGGGUGUUCGUAAAAUCAUUUCACAUUUGUUGUGCGUCCUUCGAAUGUCGCAUAAUUUAGGCAGAGCAUUCCAAACCUAUAGCAGGGCUUUGUACAAAUGCCAUUGUUUUGUAUUUUUUUCAUUUCCCAGCUUGUGCUAGCAUGUCUACAUUAGGCAGCUUAGUGCAUGAGUGUCAUGCUUCGGGUAGCUCUUCGUUUACAAAGCAUGCCGUCUUUCUUUUCAUCAUUUAUGUUGACGACAUCUUAGAGGGACCGACAACUGGCCAGAACGUGUGAUUGGAUCCUAGUGGAAUGAAGAGACUGUGAAUUAUAGUGACAGACUUGAGCAUGCUUCUCACGAUUUGAGUCGGAUGAUAUUUUUAAAUUGUUUUUGAUAUGACCUAACCAAUGGUGUGUCACACAGCCUAGCGGAAGAGCCUUGAUGCUGUGCUGUGGGGUCGCUCUGUUUGUAGUACUUAGCCUGAUGCUUUUAUGCACACCAUAAUUAAUGCUCAUAAUUAGACUGUGUAUAUUAUUAUUCAUACCUGCUCUCUUCCAUGCUGCUAACAAGGUAAAAGAAGUUGACACUGAGAAGCAGCGUUGGCUUCGCGGCAACUAGUGGAACAUGUCAUGCCACGG